AUGUAAUUAUAAUUCUAAAGAUGCAGAUCUUAGUAUUUGUAAACAAAACCUUAAGAGCUACCCUUGAACUAGAAAUACUUCUCAUACUAAAUAUAAGAAUAUACAAGUAGACUAGCCUUAAACCAUCAUUUAGUAAAUAAGCAUAAAACAAAAUUGUUUAUAAGACACCAUAAAAACCUAGACCAUUUGAUAUUUGAUGAACUUUUAUAAGGAAACCUUUAAAAUUCAUCUCAAUCUGAAAGACAUCUUCUGAUUAUAAUUGUAGUUAACAGUGCAAAAGAAAAACUAAAGCAAAAGCAAUCUGAUUAAAAAACAUUAUGUUUUACUAAAAUACAUUAAUCUAUUGACAAAGAAAGAAACGAGUUAUCAAUUGAAUGCAACAAAACCGAAUUGAUUUCUUUUGAGAUAGUUUUAAUAUGA
Messenger RNA from Tetrahymena thermophila SB210, 420 nucleotides. RefSeq lists its product as hypothetical. The transcript has 3 exons. The record is from RefSeq and is a predicted model, not a curated record. NCBI's taxonomy places the organism in Eukaryota, Ciliophora, Oligohymenophorea, Hymenostomatida, Tetrahymenidae.